GGCGGGGCGGCGCGGCGGCGGCGGAGGGAGGAGUGGAGAUGGCGGCGGCGGCGGCUCCGGGGGGCGGGGGCGGGGAGCCCCGGGGAGCCGAGGGGGUCGGCCCGGGGGGCGCGGGGGACGUGGAGGUGGUGAAGGGGCAGCCGUUCGACGUGGGCCCGCGCUACUCGCAGCUGCAGUACAUCGGCGAGGGCGCCUACGGCAUGGUCAGCUCAGCCUAUGACCACGUCCGCAAGACACGUGUGGCCAUCAAGAAAAUCAGCCCCUUCGAGCACCAGACCUACUGCCAGCGCACGCUGCGGGAGAUCCAGAUCCUGCUGCGCUUCCGCCACGAGAAUGUCAUCGGCAUCCGGGACAUCCUCCGGGCGCCCACGCUGGAUGCCAUGAGGGAUGUCUACAUCGUGCAGGACCUGAUGGAGACAGACCUGUACAAGUUGCUCAAAAGCCAGCAGCUGAGCAACGACCACGUCUGCUACUUCCUCUACCAGAUCCUGCGGGGCCUCAAGUACAUCCACUCGGCCAAUGUGCUGCACCGGGACUUAAAGCCCUCCAACCUGCUCAUCAACACCACCUGCGACCUUAAGAUCUGCGAUUUUGGCCUGGCCCGGAUCGCGGACCCUGAGCAUGACCACACCGGCUUCCUGACAGAAUACGUGGCCACGCGCUGGUACCGGGCCCCAGAGAUCAUGCUUAACUCCAAGGGCUACACCAAGUCCAUCGACAUCUGGUCUGUGGGCUGCAUUCUGGCUGAAAUGCUCUCCAACCGGCCCAUCUUCCCUGGCAAGCACUACCUGGACCAGCUCAACCACAUUCUGGGCAUCCUGGGCUCCCCAUCCCUCGAGGACCUGAACUGCAUCAUCAACAUGAAGGCCCGGAACUACCUGCAGUCUCUGCCUUCCAAGACCAAGGUGGGCUGGGCCAAGCUGUUCCCCAAGUCCGACUCCAAAGCCCUUGACCUGCUGGACCGGAUGUUGACCUUUAACCCCAACAAACGGAUCACCGUGGAAGAAGCGCUGGCGCACCCCUACUUGGAGCAGUACUACGACCCGACAGACGAGCCGGUGGCCGAGGAACCUUUCACCUUUGACAUGGAGCUGGAUGACCUGCCCAAGGAGCGGCUGAAGGAGCUCAUAUUCCAGGAGACAGCCCGCUUCCAGCCUGGCGUGCUGGAGGCCACCUAACCUGCACAGACGCCUCUGCUCCCCGGGGCUGGGCCCUGCCUCCUGUCUGCCCUCCCCUGCUGGACUGUUAGAAAACGGACCCUGAGCCCAGCCCGGACCCCCGCAGCCCAGGUCGGGGCACAGGGCGGGCCUGGCCAUCUUCCCUCGCUUCGCUCAGGCCUCCUGCUUCCCGCAGGCCAAGGCACCCCCCCUCCCUCUCCCCUCCUCCAGGACCUGUGGCUCAGGUGGCCCCAAAGCAAAUCCCCCUCGGCAGCUCUGCCUUCUCCCCCGGCUCCCCCAGUCUCCGGCGGCUCCAGAAUCGAAGGCCUCUGGAGCCCUGUGACCUCCGGAGGGACGGUGGGGUUAGGGCACACUGAGUCGGGACUCAGGGCCAGCCAUGCCCCACUCGCCUCACUCAAACCCCACCUCUUUCCCCUCAAGGAACAUUCCUAAGGCUCAAGGGCUAGUAUCCUUGAGGAGCAGGGCCCUGCCCAAGCCCCCUGCCCCCGAGCUGCCACCUCUAACUCCUGCUGCUUCUGUGUGUGGUGAGGAGAAGUGGAGGCGGGGCCGGAGCCCGAGCCUGCCCGCCUGUGCCUGUGUCUAAUAUAUAAAUACAGAGAUGUGUCUAUG
This is a messenger RNA of Pipistrellus kuhlii (Kuhl's pipistrelle), 1787 nucleotides long. It is a transcript of the gene MAPK3, whose product is annotated as mitogen-activated protein kinase 3. Gene Ontology annotation, cellular component: nucleus; cytoplasm. Gene Ontology annotation, molecular function: MAP kinase activity; ATP binding. Lineage: Eukaryota; Metazoa; Chordata; Mammalia; Chiroptera; Vespertilionidae. The coding region runs from base 39 to 1178 and encodes 379 amino acids. The record is from RefSeq and is a predicted model, not a curated record. Gene Ontology annotation, biological process: intracellular signal transduction; protein phosphorylation. The transcript is spliced from 9 exons.